Angiostrongylus costaricensis is the source of this 1467-nucleotide messenger RNA. Lineage: Eukaryota; Metazoa; Nematoda; Chromadorea; Rhabditida; Metastrongylidae. The record is from the annotation of a GenBank genome assembly.
AUGUUGAAUAUAUUUUUGGAAGUAAUUUUCGAGCAUCGUGUGUUAAGUGCCACCGGUUGCGCGUUUUUCGUAUCGUACUGGAUGUCCUAUUUUAUUCCAGUUGAAACCGCAGAUUCUUCUUCUGGAGAUGUUGUCGAAGACUGGGAGAAUGACGAAGCUGGGGAGAGUAUGGAAAAGCAGCUUACAGAGCGCUUUAAACAGAGAUGUAAGUUAGUUGUUAUGGAGUUGUUCCUUGCUUACCUCAGCUUUGUAACAAACUUCAUCGGUAAGAUUGGUGCUUUUGUUGUUAAGAUCCGAAUUUUACAAAGAGCUCAGGCGGAUAAGGAAGCUCGUAAAGAAAGAGCCGCUCGAUGUCAAGAGGAGGCUAGAUUGAACGCAUGUUUCUUAUCGACAUCGUCCAUAACCCCUACUGGACCAGGAGGCGCUCCACCUGCUCCGGUUAGAAUCUUGAGACGUCCAGAAAGUAGUGACAAAAUUAGGGAAGAGAAGUUCCAAGCACAACUUGCGAAGGCUGAAGAGGCUGCUCGAAAUCAGCUGACUCCUGAGCAAAAGGAGGCAUUGUAUGUAAAAGCGCGCGAUCGUAUCAUGGGACCCGAGUACAAACCUGAUAAUUCGCAGAAUGCACAAAACGUGGCGAUUGUUAGUAGGUGCAAGUCACCGGAGCAGAUUCGAGUUCCUCGCUUCACUGAUCUCCCACUAGCAGGAGCUAUAAGCGCUACUUCACAUGACGUCAAUAUUGGCAGCACUAUCAUGAUGGCAUCAAUGGGCAGUGUGGCCGGUGUAGCUUCAGCCAGUACCGUAGGGACACCGAUCGCAGCUGCACAGCAGUCAACUCAGCAAACUCCCACAUCCCUUUUGACAAUGUCUUCUGCUCCUGUGGGAAUUCCGGUGCAACAGACAAACGCGAUCACGCAAGGUUUGAACCAGCAAGUGAUGGGUCAGCAACAAACGUGUCUGGUUUCGUCGCCACAGUCGUCAAAAACUAUAGGUGCAUAUCCGCAGUAUGUCAUAGCCCAGCCACAACAACAUAUACCGUUCUCUAUGACAGUGGGUGCAAAUCAGUCGAUGGUGCCAUUUAUUGACACUACACGUCCUCCACCUGCAGUGUCGUCCAUAACUGGGCAUGUGAAUCCUUCGCAAGUAGCAGCAGUUCCUCUUGCUCCAGUUGGUCGAGGGUAUUACAAUCCACCAAAUGUUAUUCCCAGUACGGGUCAUCAUCAGUUACGUCAUAAUAUACCUCAACAGCAACAACAACAAGCCGGUUUACAAUAUGUAUCACCAGUGAUGUCGAUCUAUCCUCCAGGAAGUUUAACAGCCGCAAUGCGAGGAGAUCCUGGUGGUGUUUCUUCGGUAUUAGUAGUUGAAAUGUUUUUAUACGAUGAUAAGGAGUUGCGAGGAACACAAUAUGAGAAUGUCGAAGUUAGAAGCACCAGUGAAACAGUGGGUAUCCACUGUGGUUUUCGUUAA